Messenger RNA from Besnoitia besnoiti, 2316 nucleotides. Its product is annotated as WD domain, G-beta repeat-containing protein. The coding region runs from base 1 to 2316 and encodes 771 amino acids. NCBI's taxonomy places the organism in Eukaryota, Apicomplexa, Conoidasida, Eucoccidiorida, Sarcocystidae. The record is from RefSeq and is a predicted model, not a curated record. Gene Ontology annotation, molecular function: protein binding. The transcript is spliced from 3 exons.
AUGAGCCAAGCGGUCGGCUCCACGGCUCCUCUGCCUGAGACCUCGUUCUCGUCGCCGACCGUCGCCUGCCGGCUCCUGAAGGGUCAUCGCGAUUCCGUCGUCGGCCUCGACAUUUUCUGCUCCCCUGCUGCUUCGGCUUCUCCCCUGUGCGGCUCUGCCCACGAGAAAAGCGAUCUCCUUGCUUCUUGCCUCGCGGCAGCCGCGCGAUCUGUCGCCAGCGGGUCGGCCUGUGACCGAGAAGACCCGGAAGCUGAGGACGAAGCAGCGCCCAGUCAGGGUACGCGACCCCGGCGACAGGAGAGAGGGUCUCAAAUUGAGGGAAGCGUGGCGGUUUCAGAAGCUACAAGCGGAUGUCGGGAUGGAGCCUACCCGUGUGACGGCUGCUGUGCUUGCCCGUGCCCGCAUUCAGCGUCGGAGUGCCCGCAUCAUUGUUCGCCAGAAGGCUCGCAGAUCAACUCACCUCCUCCCGUUGGCUCAUGCCAGUGCGGCUGCUUAUCCUCCUGCUGCUCCCCGUUCCCCGCGGCUCCUUCGCUUCUCGCAAGCAGCAGUGACGACGGUACUGUGCGUCUGUGGGACUUGCGCGCAGAGAAAGCUGUCGCGUGCAUUCGCCACCCGCUCUUCCUCUCUGCAGCGGGCGCCGCAGAAGACUCCUCUUCGAAUCUUGGCGCAGUGAAGUUCCACCCUGAGACAUAUCGGCUGCUGUAUGUCGCGUGUGGCAGCCGCCUCUUGCUCUUUGACCUCGCGGCCCCCGGCAGCGCCGUCUGGAACGGGGAGCAGGCUGCGCGUGACACACUCGAGACAGGAAGUGGAGUCAGCAACGUCGUGCGCACAUACAGCAACUCAGGACGCGAGUCUGCAGAAGGAGAUAGUGUAAAGCCUGAGCACCCGCAGAGUCGACCACGUGGAGACGACGAGGCGUGGAGCGAUGCCGCCGCUGUGUGGAAUUUGGCAAACUACGCGCAGGUUGUGCCUUCUGAAAACAGAGUUAAGCGAGAGGCGGAUGACGAGGGGUCCUCGGAUGAAGACGACGAUGACCCUCUCACGGUCAACGACUUCGAUCUGUGGUGCCCGUCAUCUCAGCAGUUGCGCGAGAUGAAGUUUGUUGCGUCGUCUUCCGCCGACCAGCAGCCCGUUCUACCCUCCGCUGGAAAACAAGCCUCUCGUCGAGGGGCGCCCAAGAAGAAAAAGGCGCCUUCCGCGCGACCCGGCUCGUCGCCGGAGGAUGUGCCUUCAAGCGCGGAUGCGGCAGAGGCGUCGGCGGCUCCAUCGCCCGUGUGUUUCGCCCUUCCCCUGGACACUGGCGAAGUUGUCGUGGCGCUGCACAGAGCGCCCCUGGCUGCGGCGGAGCUUUCAGGAUCGACCGCAGGAACUGUGGGGUCCGAGGGCGCGGCAGGUCUCGCUCCCGCCCUCCAGCUCCAAAAGGACAGGUUUCUCUGCAUGCAUCGAAGCAUCUGCGGUGUCGCGCGAUUCCGCAAAGACGAACAAGUCCCUGACCUCGUCACAGGAGGGUUCGACUUCAACGUCAGCGCUUGGAACUUGGCGGACGCGAAACCGCGAGGGAGCCUGGAAGUGCGCCGGGCAAUUGAAGACCUGAGGAAUCACGUGAUGCCGUGGGAGAAGAAGCCUUCUCAAGCGAAGCUUGCCAAGGGCGCAGGCCCGGGAGUUCAAGACAAAAGGGAUGGGGGGCCAGAGAACACAAAGUGCCUGAACCCUCCCUUCGUGGUUUCGCUUGCGAUGUCCCCCGACAGUCGCAGGGUCGCUGUGGGACUAGGAGAUGGUCAUCUGUCUGUCUUCGACUACGCAAACUCCUCUCGAAAUGCACGGCUUCUGCCCACGCCAUCUUGGACGAGUCAGCCUCACAGCCUGUCGUCUGCAGCUCUCAGUUGGGUCCCGAGCCCGAGCGCUGUUCACCGCUCUGCUGCGGCAGGCGUCGCAAGCUGUUCAGGGAAAAAGCCAUCUCCCGUUUUGUGCGCGGAUGUUGAGUCGGUUUUAGUUAGUUGCGGCAACGACCGCCGCCUGUGUGUCUUUAGGGAGGCCCCGUUGGCAUCUGGAGAGGCCGCGGGCCGCAAGAAAGGUCGAGAGGGAUCCCUGCAGUUGCUUCUGCAGCACCGCUUGCCCUACAAGCCCAAUUACAUGGUGUGCGCCAGCAGUUGCUCCAUCACCGGAUGUGCAUGCAGACAUCGAGCACCCGCCGCGUCCUGUAGCGCGGGAGCAACCGCUGCCACAAGCAGGGUCGCAAGUACGGAGCCAGCGACGCUUCGGUGCUACGUAGGGGAUGUCUCUAACGAUAUUCGCGUUUUCGAAUUCCCUUGUUAA